ACUUAGCCGACAGCGACCGGGAAAAGAAACUCAUCAACACAACCAGAAGCGUCUCUAAUCAUGAGAUUCUUGUCCGUCUUGACUGUUGGACUGUUGGUUUGGGUCGGAGUGUUUGCAACCGUAAACGCGGAAGACCCCCGUACCGAGCUGAUAGGUUGCGGCAGUGUUUUGUUUCACCUGGCAGCGAAUCGGCUGUCCCUUCAGCUUGAAGAAUUUGCUGUCUGUAAGCGGUCAAACCCUGGCUACGAUUGCAGCGACAGUAUUCACCGGGCAAUUAGCGACCUUCAGCAGGGGCUGUUUGACUUCAACCACUGUACAAAGGAUAUUCGCUAGCAAUGCUUAAAAGCUAACCUUUUUAUCAUCUACUUAGUACGAACACGUGUAAAAUUUGCCCUCAGAAAAGGUGCGAAAAAGUAAAAAAUAAAUACUACAACGCACUUUUCAAAA
Molecule: messenger RNA, 447 nt
Organism: Anopheles merus
Lineage: Eukaryota; Metazoa; Arthropoda; Insecta; Diptera; Culicidae
Exons: 2
Coding region: 61-333 (90 amino acids)
Source: RefSeq, a predicted model, not a curated record